AUGAAGCUGAACUUCAAGGAAGCACUGGCAGCAGCCACGCGGAAGCUGGCACGGCGCAGCCCGCCUCUGCCGCGCGCCGCCAACGGCCGCCCAACCCAACGUCCUCGCGGCGCGCUGCCGCCCGCCGCCGGCCAUGUGGCCCCCGUGUCGCCCUACAAGCCGGGCCACUCCGUCUUCCCGCUGCCGCCCUCCAGCAUCGGUUACCACGGCUCCAUCGUGGGCGCCUACGCCGGGUACCCCUCGCAGUUCGUGCCCGGGUUGGACCCCAGCAAAGCGGGGCUGGUGGGCAGCCAGCUGCCCGGGGCGCUGGGGCUGCCGGGGAAGCCGCCCAGCUCCAGCCCGCUGACCGGGGCCUCGCCGCCCUCCUUCAUGCAGGGAUUAUGCCGGGACCCGUACUGCCUGAGCUACCACAGCGCCUCGCACCUGGGCUCCGGCAACUGCUCCAGCUGCGUGCACGACGCCGGCAGCCUGAAGAGCGGAUACCCCCUGGUGUACCCCGCGCACCCGCUGCACUCGGUGCACACCACGCUCUCCUCCGGCGGCACCCCCAGCCUGCCCGGCCACCCCCUCUACACCUACGGCUUCAUGCUGCAGAACGACCCCCUGCCCCACAUAUGCAACUGGGUGUCUGCCAGCGGACCCUGCGACAAGAGGUUUGCCACCUCGGAGGAGCUGCUCACCCACCUACGGACCCACACGGCUCUGCCGGGCGCCGAGAAACUCUUGGCCGGGUACCCCACCUCGGGGCUGGGCUCGGCCGCCUCCUGCCACCUCCACCUCCCGCCCGCCGCCCCCGGCAGCCCCAGCACGUUACCGGCCUCCCUGUCCUUGAGGAGCCCACACACUUUGGGACUCAACAGGUACCACCCGUACGGCAAGAGCCAUUUGCCCGCGGCCGGAGCCCUCCCCGUGCCGUCCUUGCCGGCUGCCGGACCUUACUACUCCCCGUACGCUCUCUAUGGCCAAAGACUAACUUCAGCUUCUGCACUCGGAUACCAGUAACCGCGGCGGCCCCUUCCCCUCGCCGAGCCCCCCCGCUCCCUCCUUGGAACUGUGUAUUUAUUUACUGUAUGUUAGCUUAAAGCUGGGAAUAUAAGUGCAUUAAUACACCAAUGAAUCGAUGGUAUGCAAAAAAAAAAAAAAAAAAAAAGUCUGUGUCCGAAAAAAAAAAAAAAAAGAAAAAAAAA
Molecule: messenger RNA, 1187 nt
Organism: Numida meleagris (helmeted guineafowl)
Lineage: Eukaryota; Metazoa; Chordata; Aves; Galliformes; Numididae
Product: zinc finger protein 703-like
Biological process (GO): negative regulation of DNA-templated transcription
Cellular component (GO): nucleus
Source: RefSeq, a predicted model, not a curated record